AUGCGCUCAGAGAACAUUAGACGUCAGGAAAGGGAUGUACUUGCAAUCCUGCGAUUGCUGCAUAAGCGACACCAGUCAUCAUCAGCUGGGAAAAAUGCGACUGACCAACAGCCACCUAUGCCGCCGUCCAAACUAAUAUUUCGAGCUUUACGCCAAGGCCUAAGCUUCCGGCCUCUACUCCACGCAAUCCGCGGCCAGAAUCUGCGCACACUUUUCCGUCAAAGCCCCGAGGAGCUUGUAAUCGCCAUUAUUAUUCUCUGCGCCUGUGCUGGUGUCUCGGUCUAUGUAGUAUACUCUUAUUUCAACUACUUCCAAUCCGAACAAUUCACUCGUUUCCCUCCUGACAUAGCGAAAUCUCUACGUCGCGCAUUAUAUUAUACGAAUUAUUCGCCAGAUCCGAAGCUCGCGCUCAAAUACUAUAAGCUUGCCCUUGAACAAUGCACAGCUGCUGGCUUAGAUCCCUUCUCCGAUGAAGUGAUCGGCGUUAGGAUUCAGCUCGCAGCGUGGUUGGAGAAGAUUGGAAAAUAUCAAAACUCGAUCGAGGUCCUAGAAGCGCUACUACGGGAUUGCAAAAGAUGGGUUGAAAAGAUGGAGAAAAGUGUUCAGGAUGGGUUUGUCGAUAAGGCGGGAAGGUUAAUAAGCGCUGCUAUACCAAAAGCCGAACCCCCGAAAGAGGGCGAUGAUGGUGCUAUAGAGCUGCCAGAGAACUUGUGGGCAAAGCGCACUCGGGUUUUAGGCAAGUCCGUUGGAAUUAGUGUCAAGCUCGGUGAGCUGUACGCGGACGAGCAUGUUCUUCAAGGCGACGCAGCAGGUGAGCACUUGAUUUGGUCUGUUGAGACAGUCUUGAAAGAAUUACAAAGACGCCAAGUCGAGGGAGUCAAGGAGGGUGAGGGUGACUGGAUGACCCCUGAGCAAAUUGGAGGAGCCUUGGAAGCUUUGGGGAAUCAUUAUGAGUCCAAGUCUCAGCAUUAUCUUUCGGCGCCUCUAUAUUUACAAGCAGUGUCACUUUCACCCCCAAAUAGUUGCCACACUGCUGUAUUAAUGAACAACCUAGCUAUCUCUCUUGCCCAGCAGCCGGUGCAGUCCCCAUUCCAGGCUGCACCUGCUCCAGGAGCUGGGAAGCAAAGUCAACCCGCCAAUGCGACGCCCACUCGAGCUACGCUCCUGGCCAGCGCUCGUCAAUGGGCCUUACAGGCGUUGGGCACUGCACAGAAAGUGACUGGGGAAGGCCGAACUGAGGAGUGUGACGAAGCUUGUGCUGUAGCCAUGUGCAACCUUGGCGACAUCGCGGCCAUGGCUGGUGAUGUUGAGGAAGCGAAGCGUAGGUUCCGCGAGAGUCUUGAGCUAAGCCAGAAGCUUUCGUUCGAGCCAGGAAUGAUACAAGCCAAAGACGGCCUCAAACGUCUGUCAUCCACUAAGUCGGCAAAGGACUAA
This is a messenger RNA of Xylaria bambusicola, 1434 nucleotides long. Its product is annotated as TPR domain-containing protein. The transcript is spliced from 4 exons. Gene Ontology annotation, cellular component: i-AAA complex. The record is from RefSeq and is a predicted model, not a curated record. Bases 1 to 1434 code for a protein of 477 amino acids. Lineage: Eukaryota; Fungi; Ascomycota; Sordariomycetes; Xylariales; Xylariaceae. Gene Ontology annotation, biological process: protein quality control for misfolded or incompletely synthesized proteins. Gene Ontology annotation, molecular function: misfolded protein binding.